Elgaria multicarinata webbii is the source of this 851-nucleotide messenger RNA. RefSeq names its product immunoglobulin lambda-1 light chain-like. Bases 24 to 851 code for a protein of 275 amino acids. The transcript is spliced from 5 exons. The record is from RefSeq and is a predicted model, not a curated record. Lineage: Eukaryota; Metazoa; Chordata; Lepidosauria; Squamata; Anguidae. Gene Ontology annotation, biological process: immune response; immunoglobulin production.
UUAAACGGGUUCUUACCUCCACAAUGGCCCAGGUCCUCUUUGUCCUCCUCUUACUUGGUUACUGCUCAGGUGUCAGUUCACAGCAACCUUUGACACAGCCUGCCUCCAUGUCAGGGUCUCCGGGACAGAUGGCUAAACUCUCCUGCACUGUCACGGGUGUUACUUCACAGCCAAGACUGAUUCAGCCGGCCUUUGAGUCUGUGUCCGUGGGCCAAACAGCCAAACUCUCCUGCUCUAGAAGUGAAGACAGCUGGAAUGAAAUUGCAUGGUAUCAACAGAGAUAUGGACAAGCUCCUCGCUUCGUCCACUAUGCUGGUGGCAGCCGGGGAGAAGGGAUCCCAGAUCGGUUCACUGCCUCCCGUUCCGGGAAUACGGGCUAUUUAACCAUCACCAACAUCCAGGCUGAAGAUGAGGCUGAUUAUUACUGUGGAGACCAGCAUAGCAGUGAUGACAUGUUUUACUGUGAUAAGCUAAGUGUUUCUGAUUUCCUCAUCAUGGAUUGGGCUCUUCUUCUCCUUCCAUUUCUUACCUACUAUUCAGGUGUGAACACACAGGCUGUACUGACUCAGGAUCCCUCCCAGUCGGAGAGUCUUGGAAACACGGCGAGACUUACCUGCAGUCUGAGCAGUGGGCAUGAGAGUUACGUUGUUGAGUGGUACCAACAGAGAGAGGGGCAAGCACCCCGCCUUGUAUUGUAUAAAGAUACUUCCAGAGCCACUGGGAUCCCAGAUCGGUUCUCUGGCUCCAAAUCUGGCGGCCAACGCUACUUGACCAUCACUGGUGUCCAGGCAGAGGAUGAGGCCACGUAUUACUGUGGUGAAAGUGAAACCGUCGGUGGUACCUCUGUGUAA